CACCUUCACUCUGCAUAGCAUCACGGGAAUUCUUUCCUUCUGCUUUCACAAUGGCCGCCGCAGUUGUCACUGGAAUAAUCCUAGGACUGGCUGCAAUGUUGUUCAAUUUCUCCGUCCAUAAAAUAGAUGAAGGUCAUGUUGGAGUUUAUUAUCGAGGUGGUGCAUUGCUAUCAUCAACCAGUGGACCAGGAUAUCACAUUAUGAUUCCAUUCUUAACAAUGUUCCGCUCAGUGCAGACUACUCUGCAGACUGAUGAAGUAAAAAAUGUCCCAUGUGGAACAAGUGGAGGAGUUGUCAUCUAUUUUGAUCGUAUUGAAGUUGUUAAUAUUCUUGAAUCUUCAUCAGUAUUUGAUAUUGUCAGAAAUUACACAGCAGAUUAUGAUAAAGCACUGAUAUUUAACAAGAUACAUCAUGAGUUGAACCAGUUUUGCAGUGCACACACCCUCCAAGAAGUUUACAUAGAUCUCUUUGAUCAAAUUGAUGAGAAUCUGCGUACUGCCCUACAGUUAGAUUUGUUAGCCAUGGCGCCUGGUUUAAGAGUUCAGGCUGUGAGAGUUACCAAGCCUAAGAUACCUGAGAGCAUAAGGCGUAACUAUGAAGCAAUGGAAGGGGAGAAGACCAAGCUGUUAAUUGCUCAACAAAAACAAAAAGUGGUUGAGAAAGAGGCAGAGACAGAGCGCAAGAAAGCUGUUAUUGAGGCUGAGAAGGCUGCUCAGGUAUCCAAGAUUCAGUUUGAUCAGAAAAUAAUGGAAAAAGAGAGCCUUAGGAAAAUGUCAGAGAUUGAGGAUGGUGCCCAUUUGGCUCGCAUGAAGGCAAGAGCUGAUGCUGAAUUCUACACUGCAGUUAAACUCGCAGAGGCCAACAAGCUAAAACUCACACCUGAAUACCUGGAGCAGAUCAAAUUCAAUUCCAUUGCAUCAAAUACAAAGAUAUUCUUUGGUCCCAGCAUCCCGAGCAUUUUCCUCGACAGUAAAAUACUUAGUCAGUCCUCUUCUUUAGAAUCUGCCGCCAAAGAUCAACAGAACACGGAAGACGAAAAAGAGUUGAAGGAAGGCUCUCUAUAAGGAAGACUUGACGAAGGAGUCGUAUAUGGCAAAAGAAUCACUGUAGAGCGUUGCAGUUAAUCUGUGUUGGUACUGUCGUAAAUGGAUGGACUUAUCUAAUAACGAGUAAUCGCUGGAGAACAUUGCACUUAUUCAGUGUUGGUGCUUUCGCGUGUAAACGGACCAGUUUUGUUUAGCUUUUACCGAACUCACUAUCGUCACAUAAAAUCUCAGCCACAAGCCGGAGAUUUGAAGAAGGAAGCAGCUUUUUUCAGGUUCAUGCAUAUCAAUUUGAAAUGCGAUUGUGAGGUAAAACCUUGAGGUUGUAAGAAAACCCCAUGCUACGAUCAUUAUAGAUUUAUCAGUCUGCAAGAUUUUAACCAAUUCUGGCGAGUUGCGAUCACUCCAGCAAGUUUUUCUUAACAACUAAUAAGUGCACAUUCUUAGGAUAAUUGUUCGCCAUCUAAAGUAGUUAGAAUACCAAUCAAAAAGAACUCAAUGGAGUAGAAUUUCCCCUACAUCUUUUACGACAAGUGUCGUUGUCAAGUCUAACUCAUCAACACUGCAAAUUUUCUCCCCUAUCAUAAGUUUUUGUUUUAUCAAGUAAAAAAAAUGUCACCUUAGCUUUCUAGUCUUAUUUUCCUAGAUUCUAAAAGUACCCAAUGCUGGAUAAAGAUCAAAGAUUUCUGCGGAAGUCACAAUCAAUAUGUUUUGGGCCACACUCAAAGUCAUUUUUGCCCGAGCCGCUAGGCAAGGGUUCGAAUUAGCUCUGAGAAGGGCCCAAAACAUAUUUAUGCCCAAGAACAGAACGGUAUUACUAUUAUUAUCAAUUUUGGGAGGCGUCGAGAAAAUAAAAACUGGAAAAAAAAAAUCACAACCAGUCACGGCUCUCACCAUAGUUCACAAAGGUACGUGAACAAUCACGCGAGUGUAUUUUAGACCGCAAAAAUCCCUAUUUUAGCUCGCAAAUGUGUCACAAUGCCCCAUAAUUAAGUGUAAUAAUUAUUUAGAAUUCUUCGUUUUACCCCUUCUGGACUUUUUGGUUUCUGUGUUAUUAAUGCUGUCUUUUGUGUGAAGAAAUUACAGGGUUAACCAGGCAAGUGCACCUCAUUUCUUAGGAACCUAAUUAACAUGAAAUUAAAUUAAAAUUAAAAUUUGAAAGAUUUGUGGAAA
Molecule: messenger RNA, 2216 nt
Organism: Pocillopora verrucosa
Lineage: Eukaryota; Metazoa; Cnidaria; Anthozoa; Scleractinia; Pocilloporidae
Product: erlin-1
Biological process (GO): SREBP signaling pathway
Cellular component (GO): endoplasmic reticulum membrane; endoplasmic reticulum
Molecular function (GO): cholesterol binding; ubiquitin protein ligase binding
Source: RefSeq, a predicted model, not a curated record